AAAAUGACCAAAUAGUCAGAGUUUAUCAGGACGCGAACGCGGGAGGUAUAUCGAGACGAACACUGCCAUAUCAUAUGUUUUUUUUCUUACUUGGAUACUAAUCUCACAUUCAAACACAAUGGCAUCUUUAGGUUCAAUUGCCACCCUUUCCGGCCUUGUUGCAUUCCUAGCCCUUCUUACAAACACAGUAGCGCGACCACUAUCAAAAUCACAGCAUCUCGAGUUUCCGGAAACAGCCGAGGAGAUCACGAAGAUAACCGAAGGCAAACGCAAGGAUACGCUACUCAAUAAAGUCAUCCUCACGGCGCUAAGGGAUAGAAGAGACGGGACACAAGCGCAACAUUUGACAAAAGAUUAUGUGCGUCGACGGUUGGAUGAGACGCUUAUUCACGUGCGGGAUUUAAUAUAUAGAGCAAACGACACGUAUAAUCUGCUGUGUUACCAGAAACACGCUUUACUACCACACAACGAUCCACGAUUGAGUACUUGUCGAGGUUUCACUCAGGCGAGCUUGGAGAUACGGGGAGCUUUAAACAUUCCUGAUCACGCUGGAUAUGAAUUCCAACUUGACUCAGAUUCAAGAGACUUAUUAAAGACCGUUUAUCAUAAAUCUUGGGAAAUAACGAGAGAAUAUCAAUUCGUGGUUUCAAAUAUGACCACGUUAGAAGAGGACUAUCUAUGUAAUGGACAUAGUUGUGAAAUAAAAUGUACGGACAGGAUACGUAAUUCAGAUCCUCAUAGUUUCUUGUGCCAAUUACGGACUUUAGAAUCAAGAAUUAUUAGUUUUUCAAAAAUAUUAGUGCGUUCGAUGAACAUGCUUCACUUGUCGCCAAAAUCGAAUAGGAGGGUUUUUAUCACGGGACGGCCUGAGGUGUCGGAACAUACCCGACUAAUGUACAAUUUCGCAGCGUCAUACCAGCUUUAUCGACAGGCGGAGGAGAUCGAAUAUGCAAUUCAACUCACGCGAAAUACCGUCUCGUAACCAAAAAACAUUCAGAAUCAAAAACCUUCCACUUCAUCUGUUCAAGCUUCGUCUCCAGGGGAUCUGGACACUUUAAAACUUCGGGUGCUGCACUGGAAACGAGGUUGUUCUAUCGUCUGUUUUCUGAGAUAUUCAAAUGAUCUGCUUAUGGAUCACGUCAUCAGUUUGGCGUGAUUCGAUUGGUGCCUGCGGGUCAGGUUACUAUUUCUGGCUUUGUGUACUCUCCUCACUCAAUGCCAAGGAUGUCAUGGCACGUGUCCAAACAUAGCAGAUGCUGAAAAAUGUGCAUUCAUGUAGAGAAAGUGAGUUAAAUUAAUGAUCUUAGUUUGGGAAUUUCUAGGAGAGCUGUAAUUGGUUAUUGCCCUUGAACUAAAGUGUAUCUAGUCUUUGAGUGUCCCUAGUAUUACUGGUAUUACCCAUGGUUUGUACUGACCUAGUCACAGUCAACAGAAUACAGACCUAAACGCGUCAAGCUUUCUUCUACCUUUCAAUGCAAUAACAUAUGCAUUUUCAUACCUUUCAUAAAGAGCAUGUUUUCAAAUCCAAAGUCACAAAGCUAUCUUAUUUGUGUUGACAAAAGUUUGUAGGGGGCGUCGAAAUGAUGAAAAGUCCAGAGCAAACAGUACUUUCUGGGUCGAGGAAUAGAAAACGGUAUUAUGACUUACAAUAUUUAGUCUUUGGCAAUGAAUUUUACUUGCUUCAUAUUUCACCACUGGUGCGAAACUUUGCUUUAAAAUUUGGAGUCGCCCUUACCACUGCAUUCGUAUUGCGGUGCAUAACAAGUGUUUUAAGUGGUAAGCGUGAUGCCUUGUCAUACAUGUACAUGUAACCAAAUACACACCCCAUUCACAGAUUCACUGCCAUGACACCCUUGGAAUCUUCCUUUGAGUACCUAGCCUCUCUGAUCUCAAAUUGUUGUGAUAUCAUGCGCAUCCACUUACUCCUGUUUCGCUCUUUCAUAUUUUGUGUCGGAAGUAUUCAAAUACCUCAUGUGAUUUUAUUUGUCUUAUCAUGUUCAUAUGUAUUCUUGUGACCACUGAUACGUCGAGUUGAAACGUUGGAAUGAAAGUAACGUGACGAGUACGCCGUAUCGGCGGUUCGAUGUCUGAAGCUGUUAUAGGUAAUGCGUGUGAGAAAGUUUUCAUUCUAUGCAUGUGUGCAUUAUAUUAGUAUUUAUUAAUUUAUUCGAUGUAUUUCACAGCUUCUUUGCAUGAUGUUGUUUACUUUAGAGGAUGUUGCGUCAGUUUUAUCACAUAUAUAUUAUGUGCUCCAUUGCACCACAAAAUGUAUUCACGACCGAAUGUGUCGUCAUGAGAGGUUGAAUCUCGUUCUUGGGUUAGUUUCAAAUGAAGUCUCGUUGUUGGUUCCGCUGUUUGCACUCUUCUUAUUUGUAUUCUUACAUUUCUGCCGGAACAUAUGAGCGAUGAUAACCAGCUGAAAUGAUUGCAGCAUUCUUUGCUCAAACAUGUUCGGCACAAGGUACUAAAUCAGUUUCACAUUCUGUCAGCAGGAACGCCCGCAGGAACAUAACUAGACA
This is a messenger RNA of Lineus longissimus, 2519 nucleotides long. RefSeq lists its product as uncharacterized. The transcript has 5 exons. The record is from RefSeq and is a predicted model, not a curated record. NCBI's taxonomy places the organism in Eukaryota, Metazoa, Nemertea, Pilidiophora, Heteronemertea, Lineidae. The coding region runs from base 119 to 982 and encodes 287 amino acids.